GAAGCAGCGCGCGUGCAGUAGUUAGCACGCUGUCUGUCACGCGUUGCAAAACGGUUCUUCGGUCUACGAUUUCUGUGUGUGACUGUGUUUGUAUUGGCAGUAUUUUUAUUUCUCAUAGUGCAUCGCCGAUAGUCGAAGGGCUACCCAAACGGUGGAUGCGAACGUUUCUAUUUCUCGUUCAUCGCCGGUUAGAAGAGCGGUUGCUGCCCUUGGUGCUCUCUCGUGACUACCACGAGAGUCCCCGUAGGUACCGUAGUUCGGCGAUUCUCGUGCACGUUCGUCGACGAUCGGUCGGGCACCGUUCAGCCACCGUCGUCCGUCGUCGUCAUCCGUCGCCAUUUUGACGGUCCGCCUACCAAUCAACGUCACGGAUCGCGCAGCGCCUGGUAUCCACCGGUGGUGUCACGAAACGUUAGAAAGGUACGGGAGGCGACACCUUUCGCCGACAGCGCGCACCCGGUUCCUCGCCGCACGUGUCCUCGCGGAAAAAGACGUGCGCGACGCGUUGGUUGCUCUUUCUCUCCGAUUUACGAUCCCGUGUACCCUUCCUUCCGGCGCGGCCCGGUGCACGGUCGAUUUGUUACGAGGUGGGCGACGUUUUGAAUUUCGACUGACGGAACGCGGGUGUAUGUAGAAGCAGUGUGGUGGCUCUCGCGUAAAUCGUUUUUUCGGUGGUACUCUGUUCGGUACAGACUCUUCUUCCUCUACCCAAUCUCCCCUCUGUUUGUUCCCCUCUCUCUCUCUCUCUCUCUCUCUCUCUUCCUGUCUCUCUCUCGCGCGCUCUUUGACUUCCAGUCCCCCUUCUCUCUCUACACACCAACAGUUCGCAGGGCGUCGCACGCAGGGCGGUACCGAUGCCCUUUCGACCUCCCGCCGUCAUCCAGAGUACGCAACAGUGCUUCCGUCGCGUGACCGUCUCGCUCUCGUUCCACGUCGAGAUCGCGUCGUCGUUGGUGGCGGCAGCAAUACGUUCGCGUUCCAAGAUCUCCCGUUCGCCAGGCUGGUCGCUUUCCAACCAGACGUGCACACGUGCCAUCUUCGCGUACAACGGAGGAUCCAGCAAAAGCUGAUCGAAACGAUUUCCAUUGGACUCUGACGGUUAUAUUCCAACUUUUGACGCGCGUGCUCUCUCUCUCUCUCUCUCUUUCUCCCCCCUAGAGAGAGAAAGAUAGAAGAGGGAAUCGGUGUGUCGUUCACACGUACCCACGUGCGUCUGUUUUGAACCUGUCCCCGAGUCUUCUCGCCGAUGUUACUCGACACGCUCGACAAAAACGCAGUCUAGUCACGCGUUUGUUAACCAAAGUAAACGAAGUCGAAGAGUUCAAAACUCGAUCGCUACGUCGUUCCGAAGAAGUGAAAGAAGAAAGAAGAAGGAAGCGUGCUUCGAAGCCAAAGAAUACGAAUACUGUUCUCGCGUUAUGAGCAACCGCUGUUGCCCGAUUGGGAAUUGCGACACCGCGAGGAUGAAUAUCGUACGACUAUAAUAUAGAACGUCAUCGAGGAUGUCGUAGGGCUGUGACGUUAUCGCAGUCGUCGCGUGUCAUUCGACCGGUUACGUGUGUGAAGGAAAGAGAGCGAGAAGAGAUUGCAUUUCGAGUGUGUGUGCAUACAAAGUUGGUGACAGACGCAGAAGUAGCAAGUAUCGCAAGAGGUUAGGAUGCCGCAGUGCGCCGUGGCAACGUGCCGUAACAGUCAUCGUCAAACGCGAGGCCGUAGUAUCCGCUACCAUCGAUUCCCCCAGAUACCGGAAGUGCGCUCACGAUGGGUGCGCGCGUGCGGCCGCGUGCCCCUCUCGAACGGCGAGAUACCGUUCAACAUACAAACCGCGCGUAUAUGCUCCCUCCACUUUACCAACGACUCUUACGAGAAAGAUAUGGAGCACCUUGUACUCGGUCUUCCCGUGCGCAGCAGAUUGCGUCGCGGCGCUGUGCCGACAAUCGGCGUGCCGGUGAACGUGCAACCGGUAACCAAGAUGCUGGUCGAGGACGCGAAGCGUUCCCUGCUCAAGGUCACCCACGCCAAGAUGCUAACCAACCAGAAAGUGAUGGGGAAGAACAGCCCGAUGUCGAACGAUAGUAAGCAGCAGCAGCCGGCUACGGAAAGGCGGCAGCAACAGAACCACCACCACCAUCAUCACAACCACAAUCACCAUCAACACCAACAACGUGCCAAGAGUGGCAAUCAAGUGAACCAGGAGCAAAAGAUGGCGGGCAUCGACGUACUGCUUGCCCUCGGUCUCAAACCCGCGCCACGCUUGAACAAGAUGCACGCAAUGGAGGGCGCGGCUGGAAACGGGAAGAAGGUGGACGACUCGACGGAGAAGACGAGGGACGAUGACUCGUCGAGGGCCUCGCCGAAAGUCCCACAGAAUCAGCAGAACGGGGCGGCUCUCCCGGAGGAGACCGCCGCCGCGCCGGCCACCAUUGAGUGUCUCCGAUCAGCGCCGAUAAAGAAGGAGUCUCUCUGCGACUCGGAGCCGGAAGUGACCGGCAAGAAUCUAUCCUCAUCGGAGACGAUGCAGCAGAAGCCUGUGGCGUCGCGUGGCGCGAAAUCGGAAACGGAGGGCGGCGGCAGGAAGCGAAAGUUGACGGACGGGCAGUUGUCGUCGAACGGAAACUCCACGCCGAAGAAGUUCUGCAUAGAGCAGAGGGAACAGUACAUCUCGUCUUUGGUCGGCUGUGAAAAAGUUACCGCGGAGGAACUCGCUGCCAGGGCUGAUCAACUUCGAGCUGAAGUCCAGGCAUUAGACGAGUUAGCACGUGCCAAAGAAAUGGAAUGGAACGAGAUUCUGAGCAUGAGAAAGUUGAAGGAAGAAGCGUACCUGAGGAUUGAGAGACGGAGGCAAGUCAUGGGAUUCAUGGAGGGCAAUGGACAAUUGGCAGACACAUUGCCACCAGCCAGUUUGACGCUGGGUCCCGAAUGGGAAAGCAGCGGCAACACUACCCCCGUGUCCAAAGAGAAACUGAGCUUCAGCUCCAAGGAGGAUCUGCCUGAAGAGAGUUCUCAGGAUUCGCCAGCUUUCAAGAGGGAGAAGAGCGCGAAGCAGACGUCGCAGCGUCAGUCGACACCGCCUAAACAAGAGAGAGGAGAGAACGGUCGGAAACAGACAGAGGCGCUCAGUCCAGAGAACAGGCAAAUCGGUGAAGGUCGACAAGGUGCGAUCGUCGACGUUAGAUCUAUUAUCGCUGAUUACAGACUGAGGCAUCCCGAAACGGUACCGCGCAGGGGUCGAAGAAUGAGAAAUUCGGUGAACGUCGGCCUCGGAGCUGGUGGAGCCAUGGUCGAGACAGGUCACAACGUCGAUUCAAGGCCGUCUAGUACAGACUCUUGUAAAAGCAACUCGAACACGGUCGAUCCGAACAACUCUAUGAGCUUCAAAGAUGUACUUGUGCAGUUUGCCAAAUUGAGCCAACAGCAAGGCGAACCCGUAAAAACGCCUCAAAAUUACCCGGAUGUAACGCUUCACCCUGUCGCGCCAUCCCCAGCACCGCAGAAUACCCCACCUCAGCAGAGCGGUUCAUUGCUUCACGGGAUUCUCACGAAAUCACAAUCUCCGAGACCUACUACAUUUUCACCUACUUUAGCUAGAUUACUCACCGCACCUGAAAGAGAAAGGAAUGCACCCACAGCCGCGUCUAUACCGCAGCAAAGUGCGACAACCCAGCACCUUUUGCAGACAUAUCAAGGCUCCAAUCCAGUUUCUAUCAGUGACCUCCUAUCUUCUUCCAAGGCUCGAACUGAAAUAACGAUAACACCGGUGAUCAACACUCCGGUUCAAUCUCACGUUGAGGAUGUCGAAGAGGAGUCGGCAGUAAUCGAAGAUAGAGAGACUCGUAUUUCUUCAAGCGGUAGGGAUGCCAGAGAGGAUAGAGAAAGUCCUCCACGAUGCCAAGGAUGUCACGACCGUCUAGCACAGUUCGUAUGUGCUGGCUGCGGUCAUCAGUGGUAUUGUAGUCGCGAAUGUCAAGUUGCUGCUUGGGACGAGCAUUCGGAAAUGUGUUCUGGUUAAGAAGGAAGCGAGCAUAUAUUAAUCUAAUCGUAUUAUCAGGUUAAAUACCCUUUUAACUUUGAAUGAAUCUAGUCAAAAAAAAAAAAAAAAAACCGCCAAGAAUAUGCGUUUUGGGUACGAUGAAAGGAAUGGAAAAAAAAACAUUAAGAGAGCAGCGUAUAUUUUUAAGGACUUUCUAAAUAUGUUUACUCUGUAAAGAAUAAGUUUUAUUUCACGAAGAAAAAGGAGAAAUGAGAAUUGCCAAAUUGAUGGCGCUUCUCACGAAAAAAAAAAAAAAAAAUGAGUAUUUACGACGAGAGUAAAAGAACUUGAGACUUUAGGCACUUCGACGAGGGAAGAUUUAGGAUUCGUGUUAAAAACGAUCGUUGCUUCACUGUAAUCACCGCGUUGCUUUUAUUCGCUAUCAGUACCGAACGAUCGUGAGUCUUCACCGAGACGAAAUAGAGGAUAUUAACCCUGCUGAGAAAUUAAGCAUUUAAUAUAUAUCUUCCAAAUGGCAAAUCUCGUGGGAUUUCUAAUGUAAUAGGAAGAAUUGUCCACGUUGGUUAAUAAACAUUCGUAACAUCUUCGUAUGUCAGGUAUAAUUUUUUUUUUUUUUUUUUUCUUAGAUCGUAACCAAUCGCAUGACGUACGUGUACACCGGUCGAAAAUUUUUCAAUUUUUUUCUUUUCAAAACAAGAGGAAAAAAAAGAAAGCAAGUCGGGAAUAUCUGGCACGUACGCUUGUAACGAGGAACAAAGCACAAAACUUGUAUCUCGCGAUGCUGUAUAUAAUUUUAUACACGUGUUAGCAGGGUUACUCAGCGUCAAAUUUUGAAAAAGUUGGUUAACCGUGUGCCAUGCGUAAAAUUCGUUUCGUAGCGAGUUUUGUGUUGAACAAACUCGAGCGUUCUUACAACCGCGUUCUCUUUGUUUCACUUUUACUUUUAUUUCGUUCCCUUUCAUUUUGUAUAAGAAGCUAAUUACGCCUUGUUCGUUACAUCGGAACAAUCGUCGCAUUUGGUAUUUAGAGUGCGAGGCAUAUUCACGAAUAUUUCAGCUCUUCUCAUAUGUCUUAUCGCGUUCAUUUUUCGAGAAGCACCUAAAAAUGCGUAUCAAUUAUCAUAUUUUGUACUACGUUUGUUACCAACGUAUAAAUUUAGAUUUAACGAUGUUAAAUCGACUAUAUUUAAUGAAGUUAGUCUUAGCGUAGGUUUAAGCUAUUUCUUUUCUCUCGCGACUCGUUCGUUGGUAACAUAUUUAACACGUUUUGGGUUUAUUUUUUCUUUGUUCCUUCUCUCUCUCUCUUUUUUUUUAAAUUAGCAUGUUACCUAAACGACAAUUGUCCCAGGUAUAAUCUGUAGUCCAAAGUUCCUACAGGUACACACAACAUUAUAUAUAUUUUUCCCAAUUAUGAAGCAAAACCAAAAUAAAGUUUUUAAUCGUA
Frieseomelitta varia is the source of this 5434-nucleotide messenger RNA. RefSeq names its product myotubularin-related protein DDB_G0290005-like. The record is from RefSeq and is a predicted model, not a curated record. The transcript is spliced from 8 exons. NCBI's taxonomy places the organism in Eukaryota, Metazoa, Arthropoda, Insecta, Hymenoptera, Apidae. The coding region runs from base 1658 to 4009 and encodes 783 amino acids.